AUGGCUAUGAAGAAGAUGAUGGGUCACGUGCUUUCUUUGUUGGUUUUUGUGUUGUGUUGGGCCUAUGGGUGUGCGUCUGCGACAGCUGUCUCUCAACCUGCACUGCAACAAUCUGGUCAACCAUUAGGUGAGCAAUCCGAUCUUUAUCCAGGUGUGCGUGGUAUGAAUUCUGCGGCUGACACCCGUAAAGCUGGUGUUGAUCCUGAUCCUCCUAAGGAAAAGGAUAAAUACACUCCUAAUGUGACUGUUCGUAUCCCUGGUUUAAACGAAGCGCCCACUACUACUUCUGGUGUUGCUUUUCCUGGGUGUUCCACAGAGACGACUGUAGACGGUAAGGGAAGAAUCGUUGGUGAGGCCGGUGUUACUUGUGUUCCUGCUGUUCCUGGCUCUGUUGGUCCUCGUCGUGGUGACCCGCCUGCAAAUUCGACGACCCUCACGGCUGGUGUUGAUAAAAUCGUCAACAACCUUACCCAUCCUAAUGGUACAGCACUUGAAUCAGAGCGUAAUGCUGCACAUGGAUCCGUUUCUUUUGAUGCUUCUAAGUUUCCGGCACCUACUAAUGUUGUUCCACCCAAUGCUUCUGACCCUCCUCAUGGUUCUAAAUUUCCCGGUGUUUCUGGUGCUGUUCCUAUUGUUCAUAAUAAAACUGAUAUUCCUGAAUAUCCUGGUGUGCCUGAAGGUGCUAUUAAUAUUGGCAAUGGCAGCAGUGAAGCGGGUCGUGUUCGGUUUUCUCGUCCUGUUCCUCAUGCCACGGAUGCUGAUUCCCACAGUAAUGCAGAUUCCUCAGAUACUACAAGCACUCAAACUGGAGAGAAUAAUAAUCAGGAAAGGAAUACUGUAGCACCUCCACAGAGUGAAUCAGCAGCGCGCACCCCCAAUACACCAACUAAGGUGACGCCACCCGCAAUGCCAACAAUACUGCAACCUCCUAUGCCUGAAAAGAGCGAGACCAAACCACCCAAGAAGCGUAAGGAAGACAGCAGCAGUGUUAGUCCUGUGUGGGUACGUCUGCCCCUACUGAUUGUGGCUGUGUUGUUCUCUGCUACCAUGUACUGA
Trypanosoma theileri is the source of this 1056-nucleotide messenger RNA. RefSeq lists its product as uncharacterized. The coding region runs from base 1 to 1056 and encodes 351 amino acids. The transcript has a single exon. NCBI's taxonomy places the organism in Eukaryota, Euglenozoa, Kinetoplastea, Trypanosomatida, Trypanosomatidae. The record is from RefSeq and is a predicted model, not a curated record.